GCGGGCUGAGUGGGUCGCUGGUCGGGAUGUGCGCCCUUGUGCCACCCUCGUCCCUAGGCUUAAGCGCGGCGCGACUCCAUGGCAGAUAGCGGCGGCCUGGGCGCCGGGGCCGGACCCGGGGCCGCACUGGGGGUGCUCCGCGCUCCCCUGGCGCUCCUGGCUCUGGGGCUCGGCGCCUACUGCCUCUGCGCCCUUCCGGGACGCUGCCCGCAGGUCGCCCGCGUCCCCACGCCGGCCCCCGCCCCAGCCCAGGCACCCGUUGCGCACCGCCUGACCUUGGCCAGCGGCCCGGGCCGCCGGCGCUUCCCGCAGGCACUCAUCGUGGGAGUGAAGAAGGGCGGCACGCGAGCGCUGCUGGAGUUCCUGCGGCUGCACCCCGACGUCCGCGCACUUGGCUCCGAGCCCCACUUCUUCGACAGGUGUUAUGAGCGCGGCCUCGCCUGGUACAGGAGCCUGAUGCCACGUACCCUGGAUGGGCAGAUCACCAUGGAGAAGACACCCAGCUACUUUGUGACACGGGAAGCCCCUCAUCGAAUUCAUAACAUGUCCCCAGAUAUGAAGCUGAUCGUGGUGGUACGGAACCCGGUGACCCGGGCCAUCUCUGACUAUGCCCAGACCCUUUCCAAGACCCCGGGCCUGCCCAGCUUCCGUGCCCUGGCCUUCCGCCAUGGCCUGGGCCCUGUGGACACAGCCUGGAGUGCUGUGCGUAUUGGUCUCUACGCCCAGCACCUGGACAACUGGCUGCACUACUUCCCUCUGUCCCACUUCCUAUUUGUCAGCGGUGAGCGGCUGGUCAGUGACCCAGCUGGAGAGGUUGGUCGGGUGCAGGACUUCCUGGGCCUCAAACGGGUUGUCACAGACAAACAUUUCUACUUCAAUGCCACCAAGGGCUUCCCCUGCCUCAAGAAGUCCCAGGGAAGCAACCGUCCCCGCUGCCUGGGCAAAUCCAAAGGCAGGCCCCACCCCCGCGUGCCCCAGGCUGUGGUCCAGCGCCUGCAAGACUUCUACAGGCCUUUCAAUCGCAAGUUCUACCAGAUGACUGGCCAGGACUUUGGCUGGGACUAAGCAAGGCCCGGCUAUCCCUGUCCUGGAUGCUUGGAACCUUAAUUUAUGUCUCCCCAUUGGCCAGAGCACCUUCCUUACACAUGCUCUGGAGAAAGAAUAUUUAAGAAAUAAAGUCUGGAUCUACGUUCUUCUACUUGA
Messenger RNA from Octodon degus (degu), 1203 nucleotides. RefSeq names its product heparan sulfate-glucosamine 3-sulfotransferase 6 (gene Hs3st6). Gene Ontology annotation, molecular function: [heparan sulfate]-glucosamine 3-sulfotransferase activity. The coding region runs from base 79 to 1065 and encodes 328 amino acids. Lineage: Eukaryota; Metazoa; Chordata; Mammalia; Rodentia; Octodontidae. The transcript is spliced from 2 exons. The record is from RefSeq and is a predicted model, not a curated record.